Molecule: messenger RNA, 1620 nt
Organism: Culicoides brevitarsis
Lineage: Eukaryota; Metazoa; Arthropoda; Insecta; Diptera; Ceratopogonidae
Product: cytochrome P450 4d2-like
Exons: 4
Coding region: 21-1511 (496 amino acids)
Molecular function (GO): monooxygenase activity; heme binding; oxidoreductase activity, acting on paired donors, with incorporation or reduction of molecular oxygen
Source: RefSeq, a predicted model, not a curated record
UCGUGAAAGAUUACAUUAAGAUGUUUGCCGUUUUAAUCGGAACAAUUAUUUUUAUUGUAUUUUUGUUCUAUUUCAAAGAAUUCUGGAAGAAUAAACAGAUAUUGGAGGAUAUUUCACGUCGGCUGCCAUGUGCUCCUAGGUCACCAAUUGUGGGAAUUUAUUUUUACACUCCAAGGAAUCCUAUAGAUAUCUUCCACUAUUUCAUGGAAUUUCCCAAAAAAUAUGGACCUAACUGUGUAAUGUGGGGACUCUUGAAUCACAUCGUUAUAAUGGUGUCGGACAAAAAGGAUGUCGAAGCUAUCAUGAACUCAAAUACGACCAAGAAGAGUUUCGCUUAUGAUUAUCUAGAACCGUGGCUUGGACAAGGUCUUCUUACAUCAUACGGGAAGAAAUGGCAUACUCAAAGAAAGAUUUUGACACCAUCAUUUCAUUUCAGUAUUCUUGAGCAAUUUGUUCAGAUCUUUAACAAACAUAAUUUGAAGUUAAUUGAAAAUCUUAUGGAACAUCAGAAAAAUUCCAAGACUCAAGACGUGAACAUUUACGAGUUUCUCACAGCCUGUGCUUUAGAUAACGUUUGUGAGACAGCAAUGGGAGUUUCAAUCAAUGCACAAAAUAAUGAAAAUAAAGCAUAUGUGAAAGCGGUAAAGGAAAUUAGUGAUCUUGUCCGUCAACGGAUAUUUAGUCUUUAUGGACGAUCAGAUUUUUUGUACAAUUUAUCAAAAGAGGGAUUUCGUCAAAGAAAACUUUUGAAAAUUUUACAUCGAUUCACAAAUAAUGUUAUUUCUCAAAGAAUUGAUCAACUUAAAACAAAAGAAAAACCUCAAAACGGACAAAAAAUUACAUUUUUAGAUAUAUUAUUGGAAGCUUCUGUUGACGGAAACCCUCUUAGUAGAAACGAAAUUCGUGAGCAAACGGACACCUUCAUGUUCGAAGGACACGAUACAACGACAAGUGGUCUAAGUUUCACUGUAUAUCACCUAGCGGAAAAUCCGGAGAUUCAAGAAAAGGUUCUUGAUGAAUUGAUCGCCAUUUUGGGACAUGACCCUUCAACUCAGCCUACUUAUCAGCAGCUUCACGAGAUGAAAUAUUUAGAAAUGGUGAUAAAAGAAUCGCUUCGACUUCAUCCGCCUGUCAGUUCAAUUGGACGAAAAACUCUGGAACCAAUUAAGAUUCAAGGCGUUACGAUUCCGACAGGCAUAGACUUGAAUAUUCCAAUUUAUGCUAUUCAUCGAGAUCCAAAUGUCUUUCCAGAUCCCGACAAGUUCGACCCUGACCGAUUUCUGACAUUUGAGCAACAAAAUAGAAAUCCUUACGUUUAUUUGCCAUUUAGUGCUGGACAAAGAAAUUGUAUUGGACAAAAAUUUGCAAUGCUGGAAUUGAAAUCGGUAUUAUCGACUCUCAUUCGAAAUUUUAAAAUUAUUUCAACGCCGAAAACAAAAGAUAUUGAAUAUUGUAUCGAUAUUAUUCUGAGACCCAUUGGAGGUCUUCAUGUUGCACUCGAAAGGCGUUAAAAGUUUUUAUCAAAUAAAAUAUAUUUUUUUUUAAUUUUAGGCUAAUUUUAAAAAAAUUAGCUUUCGCACUUCAAAAAGCUUAUUUUUUGUUUUAUCAAAAAUCGAUCAA